This is a messenger RNA of Colletotrichum acutatum, 330 nucleotides long. RefSeq names its product Apc13p protein-domain-containing protein. The transcript is spliced from 3 exons. Gene Ontology annotation, cellular component: anaphase-promoting complex. NCBI's taxonomy places the organism in Eukaryota, Fungi, Ascomycota, Sordariomycetes, Glomerellales, Glomerellaceae. The coding region runs from base 1 to 330 and encodes 109 amino acids. The record is from RefSeq and is a predicted model, not a curated record.
AUGGGUCUGAACAAGGACGCCAGCCACACGUACGUGCACAUGCACCGCGCGCGCGACGCCGACCUCUUUGAGGAUUUUUGCAAGGAGAAGCUGCCGGACGACGAGGUCUACGUGCCGCCGCAGCACCAGCCGAUCAACCCGGAGGACGAGGACGACGUGGUGCCGGACCAGCACGCGGCGUUUGGGAUCACCAAGGCGACGCAGCGGUCGCGGGAGGCGGCGUGGAAGGAUUUGGGAUUGUCGGGGUUGAUGAAUCGGGGGCCGCCGCCUGCGGGGUUGCUUUGGGGUGCCAAGCAGCUUCAACCUACGAGCAAAGACGAGAAUUACUAA